Messenger RNA from Lingula anatina, 2005 nucleotides. Its product is annotated as acyltransferase PGAP2. Lineage: Eukaryota; Metazoa; Brachiopoda; Lingulata; Lingulida; Lingulidae. Gene Ontology annotation, biological process: GPI anchor biosynthetic process. Gene Ontology annotation, cellular component: endoplasmic reticulum membrane; Golgi membrane. The record is from RefSeq and is a predicted model, not a curated record.
UGUUGUGACUAUUCCGUGGGAUUCAGCCGGCAGAUUUAAGACAUAAUUCAUUCAAUAUUUUACAAUACUAUUGCCUAUUUUAACUGGUGUAACCAAUUUCAAGAAGGUUAACAAUGUCAUCAAGUACAAAAAGAAAAGAAGAUGAGGUCGUGUUUCGAAUAUCAAUGCAGAGGCUCUCGUGCAUCUGCUGCUCACUGCCUCUCUUCGGUUUUCUAGCCUGCGUUGGGACCAGCCUUUACUUACAUUUUGAAGGGGCAACAGCCACUCACUGCGGGGUUCGAAAUUACCUCCCAUCGAUCAGUGCUGCAAUUGGAGGCUUUACCCCUGAAAAAUACAUCUGGAGAAUCUGUAUUGGUUUACACUGUGCUCCACGUUACAUGAUGCCUUUCAUGUAUUAUAGAUAUUUCCAAAACUCUAUGGACAAUGUGAAACAGAAGUUUGCAUUUACCUUGAUGCUAUGGACAGCAUGUUUGUCACAUGUGAUAGAAAUCAGUUCUCUGGUUGGGCUGACCUUCAUCUCAUCCUCAGAGAACAGAGGACUCCAUGAAAACUUGUUUAUUUCCUUCAUGGUGUUUUCCUUACUCUUCAUGCUUAUCAUGUGUAUUCUAAUGAGGUGGUGUAACCAGGAUAAGCCUGAGAAUCACAAGGAUAGAAGAUCACAGAAGUAUAAAACAAUACUGUUCUUGGUGAACAUCUUAUCUUUCCUGGCGUCUGUAUAUUUCUUCAUCAGACAUAAUAGUAAAUGUGAACCAGGAGUGUACACAAUAUUUGCAUUCCUGGAGUAUGUGAUUGUGGUGACUAACAUAGCAUUCCACCAUGCUUGUGUAGUGCUUGACUUUGGGGAACAUGAAGUUUAUGUAGCACCCAUUAGUAUGAGUGGAAGAUCAGAGAAGAUGGCAUAGACAGUGACUUUUUUGACCAGUAUUUAUUGAUAUGAUUGUGAUAUAGUGUGAUAUUAAGACUGAAAUGGAUGUUUCCAUCGAGGGAGACUAGACUUAGUGUAGAAUAAUUUAUCUGUGUCAGAAUAUCUUAUAGCAAUUUAAUGAUUAAUGUGCAUUCUAUACAUAAAAAUGAAUUUAAGAGUAGUAAUCUUGUAAAUAAAAGAAAUCUUUUGAAACAGACAAAAUACACAAAACCCUUUGUGAAAAGAAAAAAACAAUUAUUUUCUCUCAGGCUAGAGGAAUUGUAUAGAUUAAUCUAAAAUGUGUUUUUGUGCUGUGUUGUGAAGAAGAUGGAAAUAAUGAGUCGAUAUUGUUUUUGGUUGAAAAUGAUCAAAGUGGGCCAUUUAUGGGGAUUAUAUCCUGUCAACAUUUAACUUUGUUUGCAUUGUGAUCUUUCUCACUAUUUUUGAUAAAGUUGUAAUGAAGUGGUAAAACAGUAUUGAAAUGUCAGUAUAUUAAGACAGUAGGAUAGAUCAAGAUCACCUAUAUUGUCUAUGACUACGUGGCAGUUAUAUAUCGAGUUGAGGACGUUUUUAUUUUUCAUAAGAUUGUUGAUUGUGUGCUUCUAGCAUUGGGCUUGCCACCACUUGAAGACGACCAAUUUUGACCCACUCUUUCAAAUAUGCAAGCUGAAAUGUUAAAAGUUCAUCAAUGCAUAUGUAUAAAUACGAUGAUGAUCAUCAAUUAUUGUCAAAACCCAAAUUUAAGGUGUGGGGAAAAAUUCAUUCUUCAAGCGGUCGGCAGCUCGGUGUAACAAGGGGUUUAUUACUAGUAAUAGUAUGUGUUUACGUACACUGCAGAAUACUGAGAUCUUUUUUUCUCUUUUUUGAUAGAUGUGGUAUUUUAUAAAAAAGAAUACAGCUGUUUGGUAUAACCAAAUACCAGUUUUGUCGUAAUAAAAUUGUACAAACUGAAACGAAAUGGCUUUUUAUUCUUACAUAGGAAAGGUGCCAGACGGGUCAUUAUUUCCAACAACUUGUAGUUUUUCCGGACGAUGUAUUGACAUACCUUUUACAUGCCAAGUCUCAAAUUUAAAAUGUUAAAUUUAUAAUCAAAGUAUUAAA